Exophiala bonariae is the source of this 723-nucleotide messenger RNA. RefSeq lists its product as uncharacterized. The record is from RefSeq and is a predicted model, not a curated record. NCBI's taxonomy places the organism in Eukaryota, Fungi, Ascomycota, Eurotiomycetes, Chaetothyriales, Herpotrichiellaceae. The transcript has 2 exons. The coding region runs from base 1 to 723 and encodes 240 amino acids.
AUGGCAACCAUUAGACUUUUCAAAACUACUGUGACUACCACUCGCGUCAUUCGAGGUCUUGCCGUGCAACGCAGCCUACAGCCCAUCUCUUCAACACGUUUUCAGAGCUCUGUUCCCAAAAGAACAGACGCUGUGAGCAAAAUCAAUGCUGCUACUGCCAAUAUGUCUUCGGCCAAUGCAGGUACUAUCUCAGACACGAUCAAGCAUGACUAUGAGGAGCUGAAGGAGUACUACCAUAAUAUCCUCAGUGCAAAGGACGAUGAUUCGAAAAUUCGUUGGCAAAAUCAAUUUACUUGGGAGUUGGCUCGUCAUUCUAUCGGGGAGGAACUUGUGGUCUAUCCAGCUAUGGAGAAACAUAUGGGUGAGGCAGGAGGGCAUCUCGCGCAGAGAGACCGAGACGAACACAACAAGGUCAAAGAACUGUUGUACAAGUUCCAAGGAUUGUCUCCCACAGACAAGGAGUUUGAGCCAACCAUCAAGUUGCUCUGGAACGUGUUAGGCAGGCACAUCGAGGAGGAGGAAACCGAAGAUCUACCGAAAUUGGAGCAAGCGAUGCCAGAAGGCAGCUCAGAGAAGAUGUCCAAGAGCUUCGAGAGGACCAAGAUGUUUGUGCCGACACGCAGCCAUCCUUCGGCGCCAGACAAACCUCCCUUUGAAACAGUUGCCGGACUUAUGGCUGCGCCUUUGGACAGGCUAGGCGAUAUAUUCCGACGCUUCCCAUAA